Messenger RNA from Dalotia coriaria, 2370 nucleotides. RefSeq names its product paired box protein 1 homolog. NCBI's taxonomy places the organism in Eukaryota, Metazoa, Arthropoda, Insecta, Coleoptera, Staphylinidae. Gene Ontology annotation, biological process: anatomical structure development; regulation of transcription by RNA polymerase II. The transcript is spliced from 5 exons. Gene Ontology annotation, molecular function: RNA polymerase II cis-regulatory region sequence-specific DNA binding; DNA-binding transcription factor activity, RNA polymerase II-specific. Bases 245 to 1363 code for a protein of 372 amino acids. The record is from RefSeq and is a predicted model, not a curated record.
CAACGCUCGCCGGUCCGUGGUGCGUGCCGUGGCGCUUUUAGUUCACGCUGGCGACCGUGACGAAGAGGACACGGUGCUAAAACUGACGACUCUGCGCGAAACCUUCAUCCUGAAAAAUUCACCAAACUACUUUUGACUUAAAAACACUUAAAACUGUGCAUCAGCUUCAAGAAGUUCUUCAAGGGCACAUUUUCAAGGACAUUAUAAAAAUAUUUAUUUAUUUUGAGGUUAAAUCUAAGCAGGGAUGCCACACACAGGUCAAGCGGGAGUUAAUCAACUCGGUGGUGUAUUUGUCAACGGCCGCCCACUGCCCGACUGCGUGCGGAGACGGAUUGUUGAACUUGCGCUACUGGGCGUGCGCCCUUGUGACAUCUCACGACAACUUUUAGUCUCACACGGGUGCGUUUCGAAGAUUUUGACUAGAUUUUACGAGACUGGAUCAAUACGACCUGGGUCCAUCGGUGGAUCAAAAACUAAAACCAAUUCUGUAUUGCAGCAAGUAGCAACACCGACAGUGGUGAAAAAGAUCCUCCGCUUCAAACAAGAGAAUCCCGGAAUGUUCGCCUGGGAAAUUCGUGAACAAUUGGUCUCACAACGUGUCUGCGAACCGCACAACAUUCCCUCAGUCAGCUCAGUCAACAGAAUUCUACGCAACAGCGGCGCAUGGCCAGAUCCACCCGAAAUUCUACAUUCAAAUCGCCAUCAAUCACAAGAAGCUGUUUUACGAACAUCAGACGUCUACAAUCAGUCGUCGAAACCUCAUCAUAAUCAAAUGCAAGCAGCGUAUUUCUUAGACGCGUCUCAAGCGUAUCACAAUAAUCGCUUAGCAUCUCUGCAUCAUCAACUGCACAUAGCAACCACCGCCGCCGGGAGUGUACACGCUCCGCCCCCGCCUUCUUCCUUCUCCGAUGUAAUGUCUUCUUCAAUGGGGAGUAUCCCAGCAACGUGGUCAAAUCUCAUCAUCCCUUAUCACCACAAUGCGUCUCACAGUAAUAAUCAUCCUGAAAAUCAUAAUUCUGCACCGCGUGAAAGUGAUGUUGAUGUAAUUGUUGACGAUGCCGAUGCUGACUCAAAUAAUAAACAAGAUGAGGAUGAUGAUCAUGAAAUUACAAUAACAGAUGAUGAAAAGUUAUCGCCUGAAAUCUGCGGGAAUCAUGCAGGGAAAAAGCGAAAUCCUUAUUCGAUUGAAGAAUUAUUGAAGAAAACACCUGUAAAGAAACCUAAGGUUGUGUAUAGUCCCAUUGCACAAGUUAUUGAACAGCCAAUUGGUACAUUAAUCAAUCAUCAAAGUAUUAGUAUUGAUGCAGCGGAAAAAGUUGAAAAACAAAAAACAGAAAGUAAAAAGAUUAAAAAUGAACAUUAAUAGGAAUUAAUUCGCUGAAAAACGCCAUUUUUAAUUUAUUACUUUAUUUUUUACACGCGGGAUAAUAUACAAAUGAGUAUGGAAAUUAAUAUACAAAACUUAUUCAUAAAAAAAGUGUGGUAAAGCAUGCGUUUCAACACGAAAAGCUUAAACUCACUAACAAAGCGUUUUACCUUUGACAGUUUUGCCUCAUUAGUUUCAUUAGACUUUUCCACGACUUUUCCACGACAUCGGUGAAUAAGAGACGGAAUAAAGUUUUUCAUUAAAUUGCCCUUGCAAGCAGUGGCGAGUUGGCAAGCUAACGAAAUGAAAAGUAAUCGCUUCUUUUUCUUUUUUUCUUUGCGCAUAUUAAUUGCUUUAAAUUAGUUAUGCAAAUUUAUGACUUCAUAGAGCCGGAAUUUAAGCACUUUUUUGCUUUUCGUGUAGCUGCGAUUCUUAUUUCUUUAUUUAUAUUAUUGUAUAUAUAAAUUUACGUAAAUUUAAAACUUAACCUAAAAAAUUAAGGAAAAUAACCAAAAAUUUGGCUAAAUUAUUUUGAAUUUUAAAAGAAUCAAGUGUUGCAUAUCUAUAACUGUAUUAUAAUAGUGAUAAUAAUUAUGUACAUAUAUUUAUUUACGUUUUUUGUUUUUCUGUUGUUGAAACAACUUAAUAUCCUAUGACAAAAAAUAAUACUAAGCUGAUAUGAGCAAGGCCUGCAUCAUUUUAGCAAAUAAAAUUGUUUUAUUUGCAUUAAAACUACAUGAAUAUUAAAAAAAUUUCAAAAAUUAUUUGUGAAAAAUAUAAAAUCGCUAUAGCUGCAUGUAAAUAAAGUGUAAACUUGUCGUUAAGUAAUAAUUAUAUAUUGAUAAAUGUUAACAACUAAAGUCAUAAGUCUUAAAAUGUCAGACUUGAAUCAUACUUGAAUGUAUUUGAUGAAUGUACAAAAUAUUCUCUAAUUACUAACAAAAUUCUUUUGAACCUGAUGUAUUAGUACGAAUAAUAUUGUAUAAAUUACCAAAUUGUUUUUA